Coregonus clupeaformis (lake whitefish) is the source of this 3376-nucleotide messenger RNA. RefSeq names its product ralBP1-associated Eps domain-containing protein 1. Gene Ontology annotation, biological process: endocytosis; endosomal transport. The record is from RefSeq and is a predicted model, not a curated record. Gene Ontology annotation, molecular function: calcium ion binding; protein binding. NCBI's taxonomy places the organism in Eukaryota, Metazoa, Chordata, Actinopteri, Salmoniformes, Salmonidae. Gene Ontology annotation, cellular component: cytoplasm; plasma membrane. Bases 781 to 3162 code for a protein of 793 amino acids. The transcript is spliced from 19 exons.
GGACGGAGGAGACAGGGCGAAGGACAGACGGCGAAGGAUGGACUUUUUCAAAUGAGAAAAGGCCAUUGAAGUGAUUGGGGAGCCCCGUUCUAUUCAUUCUAUUUCUAUGGUUGACAUCCGGGACACGGUUAGUCCCCCCUGCCAUGCAGACACGCGCUGACUCUCACUGUCUGUACGAUGACAUCACGGGGCAUAGGAAUGGCGGCUCUGGCUGAUGGAGGAAAGAGCCAAAAGACCCUGAAACUUUACUUCUAACAUCAUUAAGAAGGAUUCAAAAUUGAUUGAAGCAACAUACGGCAAUGGAAUAGAACCAGAAUAACUCGAAUUCCGUUUGAUUUUCUGUUCAAUACCGACGUCCAGUCUCGGGAAGUUUACUACUGGCACUGCUGACUUGAGUCUAACGUUGUUAGUUAAGCUACCUACCUGGCUAGACAGCUAGCUAAUAGCCUGUAGCUAGCUUGUUUAGCUAACGUUGGUAUUAACGCCAGUCAUUAUUUAGUAUAAUUGUAUUGAUUGAUACAUUAAUAAUUAUCCGAAAUAAUAAAUCAUUGUUCUAAUUAGUCGGUACGUAAUAUUGCUACUAGGCUGGUUUCUGAGGACAUUCACGAAGACCCAUUCUUGCCAUAGCUAGCUAACUACAGUAACACUUAGCUAAGCUGAGAAACUAGCAAAGCUAACCAGCAACGUCGCUCCUCUCUCGCCUUUUUUGAGUCCAGUUCUCACAAGUAAGGAUAACAAAACAGCCAAUUAGUCUGCUGAUAGUGUACUUUUGAUGCCAUAAUGGAAAGUUUAACAUUAACUGAUGUGGAGCAGAAGUAUUACUCUGAUUUGUUCGUUUAUUGCGAUACGGACAACACCAAGAAAGUGGCUUCCAACGGCAAAGUUCUUGACCUUUUCCGGGCGGCCCAACUACCCAGUGAGGUUGUCCUGCAGAUAACAGAGCUCUGUGGAGCCACUCGCCUGGGCCAUUUUGGAAGAAGCCAGUUUUACAUUGCACUGAAACUCAUCGCUGUAGCCCAGUCUGGACUGCCUCUCCGGGUAGAGAGCCUAAAUUCUGUCAAGGACUUGCCUCUGCCUCGCUUUGUUGUGGCCAAAAAUGAGCAGGAGGCCAGACACACAGCCAUGUACCCCGACUUGGAGAACCAGGGGCCUUACCAGGGUGUGAUUCCACGACCCCCGGGCCGAGGGCAGGUCAAGAAGCUGUCUGCCCACGAGGUCAUCCAGCCCUGUGUGCCCACAGUAGAACCACAGCCCGACACCACUUCUCCAGUGGUGUCUCCCAACCAGUCCCCUCCCACCUCGCCCCAUGCCUGGAGGAAGCACAAACGGCAGGCCAGCGGGGGGAACGUAGAGAGACCUCCUGUGGUGGUGGCAGGUGCUGUCUGGACACCUUUCAGAGAAGCACAAUCAGGACCUGUGGUGGCAGGUGAUGGGAUGUGGUCUGCCCACUCACCUCCCCCCGUUCAGGAAAGCUGGGUCAGUUUGAAAGAUACUCAUCCCCCCUCCAGCACACUGCCACCAAUGCAUCUCUCGCCGGUCCAGGAGAACUCUUCGAUACGAACGGUUGCGUCUGUUGCUACAGCCAAUGAAAUCCAAAGACAGUCCAGUAGUGGUUAUGACGACCCCUGGAAAAUCACAGAUGAGCAGAGACAGUAUUACAUCAAUCAGUUCAAGACCAUCCAGCCCGACCUCAACGGUUUCAUUCCUGGUUCUGCCGCAAAAGAGUUUUUCACAAAAUCAAAGCUACCUAUUCUUGAACUAUCCCACAUUUGGGAGCUGUCGGAUUUUGAUAAAGACGGGGCGUUGACACUGGAUGAGUUCUGUGCUGCAUUUCAUCUGGUUGUUGCUAGGAAAAAUGGCUAUGACCUUCCCGAAAAGCUGCCGGAGAGUCUUAUGCCAAAGCUUAUUGACUUGGAUGACUCAGCAGAGGUUCCAGACCAGGCCCCUGAUGUGGGCUACUCGGGCUCCCCCGUGGAGGUGACCCCCAACAAGUCCCCCAUGCCCUCACUCAACCAGACCUGGCCUGAUCUCAACCAGGGCAACGAGCAGUGGGAGACUUUUAGUGAACGCUCCUCCAGCUCACAAACUCUGACCCAAUUUGAUUCUAACAUUGCACCAGCUGACCCUGAUACAGCUAUUGUCCACCCUGUUCCCAUUCGCAUGACCCCAAGCAAGAUCCAUAUGCAAGAGAUGGAGCUGAAGAGAACCGGAAGUGACCACACACAUCCUACCAGUCCUCUGAUGGCUAAACCACCUGAGCUCUCUGAAGAAACCAAGCUUGCCACCUCUAUGAAGUUUGUAACUGCUAACUCUGGUGAUGGUUAUAGCAGUUCAGAUUCAUAUACUUCAGAUCAAGACCCAAUUACAAGUGUUGUAACAAGACAAAGGUCUAAUUCUGGGACCUCUCCUGAAGGUCUAAAGGUGGUGGCUGCCCCCCCACCACCCCCUCCCAGACCCAACGCCUCCCACUCCCGCUCCUCCUCGCUAGACAUGAACAGAAACUUUGCCGCUCACCCCACAGGGCCACAGCAAUCCGGAGUCGUGGCCUGCCCUCCAGCCAUACCUCCUAGACCACUACCCACGCAGACCUCUGGUCCACAUAGUGGGCAUCGCUCAGAUGAGGGCCUGGCAGCUCACUCCACUACCUCGCCCCAGCAGAUCCCAGAGCAGCCCAACUUCGCUGACUUCAGUCAGUUCCAGGCAUUCGCUGCCUCAGAUCAGCCCAGUGACGACGAGGAGAAGCACCCAGAGAGUCUGCCAGGAGAGAAGUCUACAGAAGGGGCUGGGCCUUUGAGAACUGUGAAGAUUGACAACCAGGAAGAGAGAGCUGCAGCUACUGUGAACUCUGCCAAAGGGUCCAUCAUGGCCCCCCCACCCAAGCCUGUCCGCCGGAGACUGAAGUCCGAGGACGAACUCCAGGAUGAGGCCCUCCCCCCGAAGUCUAACGUCAUAGCCACUGUUCUCGCUACACUGCCAUCCAUUCCCAGGUCUAUUGGUAAGGAUAAAAAAGCAAUUCAAGCCUCUAUCAGAAGAAACAAGGAAACCAACACAGUCUUGGCCAGACUCAACAGUGAAUUACAGCAACAGCUAAAGGACUUACUAGAAGAGAGGAUAUCUUUGGAGGUUCAACUGGAACAGCUCAGACCAUUUUCCCAUUUGUAACCUGUGUGUGUGAGGAGGACAAGUCCAUGAGAGAAGAUAGGAGAGACCUGAAGAGGCCUUUUGUGUGAUGCACAUGUUGUUUCCCUCUAUCUCCACUGGCCACUCCCUCUGCAUUCUGCUGUCCCUUCUGUGGGAACCAGAUGGGCUGUCUGACUGGCGGUCUGACUGACUGGCUGGCAGUCUGUCUGACUGGCGGUCUGUCUGUCUGUCUGAC